Zerene cesonia (dogface butterfly) is the source of this 2249-nucleotide messenger RNA. RefSeq names its product ankyrin repeat and zinc finger domain-containing protein 1-like. The coding region runs from base 197 to 2221 and encodes 674 amino acids. NCBI's taxonomy places the organism in Eukaryota, Metazoa, Arthropoda, Insecta, Lepidoptera, Pieridae. The record is from RefSeq and is a predicted model, not a curated record. Gene Ontology annotation, molecular function: protein binding. The transcript has 13 exons.
CCUGUCAACAAUAGCCUGUGAAACAGGUUAUGUUUAGUUUUUAUUCUUGAAUACAUUUAUUACAUAAAAAACCAAAAUAAUUGUACAUUGUUAAACCCAUUUAAAGCUACAUAAUAACUUAUAAUAACUAUAAUAACCAUAAGCUUUUCUGCAGCAGAAAAUUACCACACUAAUUAAUAAUGUAAAUAACUUAAAAAUGACUUCUAAAACGGAUAUUGUCAAGCCCAAGACUGUAAGAGUGUUUGAUUUAGAUGAUUUUGAGAAACUUCUUAGAGGAAUAAAAGUAGCAGCAUGUAUGAUAACAGAGUCACAUCAAAUUGUCGAUGAACAAAGUGUUAUAAAGCGUCUCAACGCACUCACAAUAAAUGGAGCAAGUGAUGGUAACUGCUGCUCAUGCUGUGGGGUGGGCCCGUUUGAAUCAAGGGCACAACAAACUGCACACUAUAAGCACCAUUGGCACACGCAUAACUUAAAGAGGAAACUCUUUGGGAAGUCUGCUUUGAGUCUUGGGCAAUUCAAUUCCAGACAAGAUGAUGAUUCAAGUGUGUCCGGCAGUGACUCUGAGACAGAAAGUACAAACUCGAAGCCUGCUAGUGAUUUAUUUGCAGCGGCAACUAGGCAUUGCAAAGCAUUCUUCACAAACCGUACUGGACAGGUCUUCUGUAUAUACAGAUGUAUACUGCAUCAUAAAAAGGAAGAAUUAUCUUCGGAUGGCGAGGGUUACGCGUGGGUGGAGCGCUGUCAACGUCUUACUAUACCAGGCUACCAGCGGUGGGCUGUGUUAAUGGUGUCGGGCGGGCACUUCGCCGGCGCGAUAUUCUCGGGCGCGGUGGCCGUGGUGCACAAGACGCACCACUCGUACGUGACGCGGCGCGGGCAGGGCCAGGCGCAGGCCGCGCGCGACCAGCACGGCAGCAUGCCGCGCUCGGCCGGCGCCAGCUUGCGCCGGUACAACCAGGCGGCUUUCUUGGAGCACGUGCAAGAAAUAAUUGCCGGUUGGUCGGAGGAUCUGACUGGUUGUUCGCUAGUGCUGUACCGCGCGGUCGGCUCAACCAAUCAGGCGGCGCUCUUCGGCAAGAACUCUCCGUUGAAUAGGGACGACUUUAGAGUCAGAGCUUUGCCGUUCCCGACAAGGAAACCUACGUAUAAGGAGGUGAAACGGGUGCACGAUACAUUGGCUAGCGUUGAGGUGUAUGAUACAAUGGAAUUAUUUCAAAGAGCUCUAAUCGCGUCGACUGUGAGAGAUGGCAAAGCGGCGGACCCUAAUGCUGAACGUAAGAAAGCGCAGAAGAGUCCUGGAAAACCUAUUGAUAGAGCCAAGUCAAGGGAACGCACUCCACGCGAGUUACCAACGCAAAUGCUUUCCAGUGAAGACGAAGGUCCAUGCUUUAUAGAUUCCGAAACUCCUGUAGGUUGGAUAAAAACACUAUCCGAACAGAGCUCAAAAGGUGUCAUAACAAACUCAAGGAAGGACCUAUUGAACGACCAUUCUGUUAGUGGCCAUAGCUCUUGCAGCGAACAAGAGAACGUACAAGAGAAGAAAGUAAAGAAGAAGAAGAAAAAGAAAGAAGAGAAAACGGUGAAGAAGCCAGUGGUAGUGCAGAAGAUACCGUCUAACGUUAAGAAGAUGUGGAAAGUGAUAUCUGGCAACGAACAGAGCUCCCUAGAGACGAUUCUAGAAGCGUGGGAGGGGGAUUUGGAAGAGGCUUGCAACAUUCAAGACCCGAGCGAUGGCAACACUGCGCUACACAAAGCCGCUAUCGCCGCUAAACCUGAAAUGGUCACUGCUCUCCUAACAGCCGGCAGUGAUCCGUGCAUCCGUAACCACAACCUGCAGACUCCGUACGCGGCGUCGCCCCACCACGACACUCGGAUCGCCUUCAGGAUGUUCCAGGCGCAGUUCCCUGAUAAAUACAAUUAUAACAAGUCGCAGAUUCCGGGACCCAUAACACCAGAGCUGUUGGAGUUAGAGAAAGAGAAGAAAGCGCAGCAGAAACGAGCGAAACGGCAGAGAGAGAAAGAGAAGCAAAUAGAGAAGAAUAAAACCAAUCAAUUCUUACAAAUGACUGAUUCUCAGAAGGUUAAAGCAGAAGUGCCUAAAUGUUUUCUUUGCGGAGCGAAUCUGCCGAAGACUCCAUUCGAAUACGAUUCUUUCAAGUUUUGUACCAUUCGAUGUUUGCAAAACCACAGGAAUGUCCGACCAUUACAUAAAAGCGCGUGAUUAUGAUGUAAAUAAAAAAUUUUUAUAG